CGCCGCGCUUCCGCUUCCCCGCCGCCUGCCGUCGGCCGUGCGUCAUCUCAUGUCACUCCAGGCAGUGAUGGCGGAGGUGGACGAAACCGACAUAAUGAUGAGCUAUCACGGUGAUUUCAUCAAAAGCGACAGAAAGAGCACCCGCUACCCGUUCUGCAUUGUCUGGACACCUAUUCCUAUUUUAUCGUGGGUGCUCCCGUUCAUUGGUCACAUGGGUAUAUGCACCUCUUCUGGAGUCAUACGAGAUUUUGCAGGAUCAUACUUUGUCUCAGAGGACAACAUGGGCUUUGGCAGACCAACAAAGUACUGGAAGCUUGAUGUGGACAAAGUGUGUGGCAACGGUGUUGCUACAUGGGACAAAGCAGUGCAUGAUGCAUCUGAGGAAUACAAAUGUAGGCCGCAUAAUCUGUGCUUAGAUAACUGCCAUUCCCACGUUGCCAUGGCCCUCAACCUUAUGCACUACGACAACAGCUCGUCUUGGAACAUGGUGAACCUGUGUGUGCUGUCUUUUAUUCGUGGGAAACAUGUGAGCUGGGCAGCUUUCCUCAAGACCUGGCUACCCUUCUUCAUGCUCUGCGGAGUCUUCGGCACAUUCAUCCUAACAUUUAACCUGCAGUAGUGGAGCGAGCAGUCCAACAGGAUGACUCAAAGACUUUGGUUAUACUUAAUACAUUGUCACCGGCUGUUGACUUGAAUGAUGAUGAUGAUGAUGAUGAUGUUUUGACGGGACGUUUGUUUGUACAAAAAAUUCCAAAUGAAGGAUUUCCUUGUGUGUUGGUGAUGUAGUCUCUAGGAGGCUAUUUAAAGGAAUGCUUCACCCACAAAAUGACCAUUUGUAUAUCAGUUACCCACCCAGUGUAAAGUUGAAUUAAUGAAGAAAACUUUGUUUUUCUUGCAUGCCUCCACGGUGAACGAAGAAUCCAAAAAUGGUUAACAUUCUUGAGGAAUUGAAGUAAAGUGGGGCUGCUUUUAACAACAGCCAAAUUAUAUCAAAUCAUCCAUUUACAGACUCUCACACAGCUCUUGCAGUAUCAUCCAAGUCCCAUUUAUUCAGUUGUAAUACUUUAAUAAUCCACAUAAACAGUCUCAUGCACAAACAAGUUGCACACCUCUGUAACUGAAUGAAAUACUUGAGCAGAAUGCAAACACAAAGCUUGUCCAUGCACGCUACUCUUAGCCAGAAGUGCUUUAAAGUCCCCACAAAACAAAAGUUAGAGUUCUUUAGCUUCUGUAGUGUGUUGUAUGUCCCAGUCAAACGGAAAAUUUAAGCAGCAUACAGUUGCAAGAUGGAUUUAAGUCAAAUAUUUCGAAUUGUAUUGGACUGCUAAAAAGUGGGCAGGCUUAGAGUUUAGUGCGUUAGGGAGCUGCAGCAGAGUCCGCUAUUGAGUUAACUGUUGACUCCACACAAAGACUUCCCUCACCGUUAGAUCAGGAAGGGGAUGACAUGGAUGAAUCAGCCAUAUUGCUUUGGAAAUGAAAACAAAGGUUUUGCCCACUGAUAUCCAAACACACAUCUCUUUCUAUCUCUCUCCAUACUGCUCUGUUAGCUACUGCAACCCACAAACAUUGACGUACGGUUUAUGUGAAUAGCGUGGUUAGCUAGUUGCUCAAAAUUUCAUUGGACUGGAUGAACUUUUGUAAACGCCCUUGAAUGCAGGAUGAGUCAUUAAACUGUUUUACAUGGUUGUUCAGAAGAUAAAAAACAGGGAUUUUGAUUUAAAAACACUCUGAUAAUGAUUUUUACACUUAUUUGGCAAGUGAGAAAAAUGAUCAUUUAACACUGGGACACAGGAUUAAAACUGGAAAAAUGUUUUUUCCAUUUCAUGGGGACUUUAAAUAGAAACGUUUCAGCAAAAAUACAUGUUUUAGAAGUACAGCACAAAUUGCAUGAAAGUUUGUUUUUGGAUUCUACGCCUACUGUACAAGAAAAGAUACAUUUUUUCCACAAAUUCAAGGUAACACAGGGCGAGUAAGGGAUAUACAAAUGACCAUUUUGUGGGCAAAGUGUUCCUGUAAAGGCAAAGCCUAUCUGUUGGUGUGUAGUUAGCUUUGAAAUCAAUACUGUUGAAGCUGUCAAGAAUUUUUAUUUCUUUACUAUUUAUGAUUUAGUCAGUUGAGUAAGUUAUGGUAUCUUCAAAGUUCACCAUUACUGUUUUUCACACAGUGGGUUCAGUUUUGCUUAUUGAGAGUACUACAAGAGUAUUGCGCCGCAGUAGAGUAAUACUGUUGAAUUCGGGGAUGUACUUUUUCCAAGAAUGGCAGUGAUGAAUGUGUUCCUGCAAUGGCUAAUGUACAUUUCGGUGAUGAAUCACUACAGAAUGGAUCAUGGAAUCUUAAUGGUGAAAGUAUUCAUCAAUUAUUUGUCUAAGAGAUAUGAGCCGCUACCAAAGAUAGGAAUGAUCAAGGACCCACAUGUGAAAAAUAGUGUUAUUGUGCUGUAAAAACGCCUUCCUCCCCUCAGUCCUCUUUCCUCGGGUGUGUAAAUCAAACCUGUUAAGUGUUUUCUUUGACAUGAGUGUAUUGUUUGCAUUUCUCCAGACAGAAUUUGAAUGCUUACUAACUGUGCAUCCUCAUGCUGGAACAUUACUGUAACUCUAGUUAUGAGCAAUACGACGUUACAUUAUGA
This is a messenger RNA of Epinephelus lanceolatus (giant grouper), 2626 nucleotides long. Its product is annotated as transmembrane protein 222-like. Lineage: Eukaryota; Metazoa; Chordata; Actinopteri; Perciformes; Serranidae. The record is from RefSeq and is a predicted model, not a curated record.